Molecule: messenger RNA, 3567 nt
Organism: Lytechinus variegatus (green sea urchin)
Lineage: Eukaryota; Metazoa; Echinodermata; Echinoidea; Temnopleuroida; Toxopneustidae
Product: SNF-related serine/threonine-protein kinase-like
Exons: 7
Coding region: 223-2739 (838 amino acids)
Biological process (GO): microtubule cytoskeleton organization; protein phosphorylation; intracellular signal transduction
Cellular component (GO): cytoplasm
Molecular function (GO): protein serine/threonine kinase activity; ATP binding; tau-protein kinase activity
Source: RefSeq, a predicted model, not a curated record
UGCGCAUAUUGUACGUUGUAUAUACCGGCGGAUAAUGGUGGAAAUGAACUAUGUACCGGCACAGUCAGGGAAGAGGCAGACGUCAACUUGUCAUUGUUUGGAAUCUUAAAAAAAACGGUUGAUUUAAAGCAGGGGAGUGACACUUUUUUGGCCUAAAGUAUGACCUGACAACCAGAUAGGUAAGACCCUAUCAACAAGUUUUUUUCUCCAUCUUCCCGCACCAUGAGUGGGUUAUAUUCCAAGCACAAUCAUGACGCGAAAAUCGUCGGUCUCUACGACUUGGAGGAGACGCUUGGACGGGGCCACUUCGCGAUCGUCAAGCUGGCUCGACACAUCUUUACUGGAGAAAAGGUUGCAGUCAAAGUGAUCGAUAAAUUGAAACUUGAUGAAGUAUCAAAGGCUCAUUUAUUUCAGGAAGUGCAAUGCAUGAAACUGGUGCAACAUCCCAAUGUUGUCCGGUUGUACGAGGUGAUCGAUACACAGACAAAAUUAUAUUUAAUCUUGGAAUUGGGAGAUGGCGGGGACAUGUAUGAUUACAUCAUGCAACAUGAAAAUGGUCUUGAUGAAGAACUUGCCAGAACUUACUUUCGACAGAUUGUGGAGGCUAUUUCCUAUUGCCAUAAACGGCGCGUUGUUCAUCGAGAUCUCAAGCCGGAAAACGUCAUCUUUUUCAAAAAGCAAGGUGUUGUAAAGCUGACAGAUUUUGGAUUUAGUAAUUGUUUCGUGCCUGGAAAGAAAUUGGAGACCUCUUGUGGAAGUUUAGCAUACUCAGCUCCUGAGAUUCUUCUUGGGGAUUCUUAUGAUGCUCCUGCAGUUGAUAUAUGGAGCCUUGGCGUGCUUCUCUACAUGCUGGUGUGUGGGGAACCCCCUUUUAAUGAAACUAACGACAGUGAGACAUUGACGAUGAUCAUGGAUUGUAAAUAUCUCAUGCCAGAUUAUUUAUCCAGGGAAUGUAAAAGUUUGAUAACUCGCAUGUUGGUACGCGAUCCAGCCAGUCGUGUGACGCUGCGAGAUAUAGAGAAUGAUCCCUGGCUCCAGCAAGGCAGGAGGGCAAGGAGACCUUCGGAUCCCAUCAUCACCAGGGAGCAGAUCUCUGAACAACUCCAUAAUAGUAUCCUGGACAUCAUGCUCAACGGCAAACUGGCCGAGAAGACUGCCAUAUUAGAGUCUGUGGAGAAGGACUGCUAUGAUCAUCUGUCUGCAACCUACUUCCUUCUGGCAGAGCGCAAGCUGAAGAGGCAGAAAGAAGAGAGGCUCAAGUUCUCAGCCAGUGACCUGAGAAAGGCCAUGAUCUCUGGUCAACCUAAUCAAAGUGCUGGAGGUCAAAGGAGAGCCCAAGAAGAUGUUCCACAUCCAAGCUCUAAGCCUGGUGUCAACAACAACAGCAAACAGACUGGCCAAGCCCCACCCUCCACCACGCCCCCGGCCUCCAAGCCCGUUGCUAUACCAGGGGCUAGUGCAGUAGGAAGCAAGCAUGACAGCCGUGGCCUGGAUGACUCACCCCUAUCUAAUAGUCCUAGAAGACAUCUUAUAGAGAGGGAACAUCUAACCAUCCAUCCCAGGCAUGGUCGAAGUAUUGUCAAGGAGGGCCUGGGCUCACUAGAUGAGGACGAGUAUCAACAUCUUGCCGAAGACGAGGAAGUAGAUGGACAGGAGAGCCAGGACGGCCAUCAAGAUCACCAAGACCCUGUAGCAUCAUCCACCUCGGAAGGCUGUGGCAAGGAUACAGGAGGGAACGGAGGCAAUAGGCAGUCUCUCAACAGCAACAGACAGGCCCUCCAGUCAAAGAUAUGCACAUCAGUACUGAACCAAAUUACAGAGGAAGAAGAUGAGUAUGAAUCUGACGAGGACCGAGGGGCAUUACGGAGGUUACCUUCGCGUGACAACAGACAACCAAAGACUUCCUCAAGUAGCAAGGACAAUGUACGACAAAUCAAACCCAGUAGUAAAAAGUUCACGCCUCCAUCACGAGGGGGUUACAGCUCCUCGGACGCCAGCGACGAUGAUUCAGAAUCCCGAAGAAGAUCAGACAGGUUUGAUUUGCCCAACCCAACAACCCAUCGGAGGGGGAGCAAAGAUGGCCCUCCUAGCUCAGGGAGCGAGGGUGGAGGAGGAUCACAUAAUACCCAUGGAGGUGGUGGUGGUGGUGGUAGUAGUGGCGGAGGGAGUAAUAAGCAGAAUGGUAAGGCUGGCAAAGGUAAUGAUUCUGGUGGUGCAAAUGGCAACAACACGUCCGGUGGAGGUACUAAAGGUUCUGGGAAAGAGCGCAAAAAGAGCAAUGAACUUCGUGAAAGUCUAAAAAUGAGCAAUCUCAGUGUGAACUCCUCGAACUCGUCGAGCUCGUACAGCAUAAGCAAAUACGCCAUUGACCCGGCUAACAACACGCCGAGUGAUUCCGACGAUCCCAACGCAGAGUCCAAGACAUGGUCGCGGAAAAACAACCUGCGCAAGGACCACGUGACUCGGUCGGACAGUAACCUCUACAUCAUUCCAAAGAACGGAGAGAAGCCCAAGCACAUUCACACGUCACCGUCCAAAACCAGUCUGAAGAGAGAUAGUUCCAAUCUAAGUGAGAAACUCAACUUGGAUCUCAAUAGUAACAUGCCCCGGCGAACCUCGAGAGAGACUAGAGACAUUCGUAAAAAGCGCAAUCGAAUCGCAAGCGCCAACGGUCAAGGGGGCAAAGGUAAGAAGGACCCGAACAAGAAAGUGGAGAGCAACUGCUGUCGUCUCAUAUAAUGUUUUAUCAUUUGGCAGAAUGUGUUUGCUGUAUGUCUGAAUGGAAUAUUAGUCAAUAUAACUUGCAGAGAUUGAAGCAACUAGGUAUAGAAUUAUAUACGGACUUCAUGAAUCUGUUUUGAUAUCCUGUUUUUAGUGUAGUGUUCUCAGGACUGUUGAUAUUACCAUUAAUUCUAGUGGAAUCCCUUGUUAGGUGUUUACAGCCUCGCAGUGCAAUUCUGCUGGCUCCAAAAUCCUUGUUUUGACAAUAUUGUCGUUUGUUGGUGAAUGCAUCUUCUAAUAAACUUAAUUUUUGAAGGAUCAGCAUGGUAUGUGAUGUACUCCUUCUAUCACAACAUCUUAUUCAGGGCCAUAUUUGGGAUUUCGGACAAUUUAAAGGUAGCAAGCAUUUAAUUCUGCUUUAUCCCUUCUCCAUUUUUUUUAAACCUUGUCAUAGCUACUUACAAUAAAAUAAGAGUUUAUGCAGACAUGAAUUUAUUUGAAUUGGAGCAGAAAACUUGAUUACAGGGCUCUUUACCCAAAACAUAACAGUUGAUCAUACGACUUCAUGAUCGAUAAGAUUGAUAAUUCUGUGCAAUUUGUUGUAAAUAUCAAUUAUAUGAUUAAAAAUUAGGGUUUGUGUUGCAGCAUCCCAAUCAGUUUUGAGGUUAGAGAAUGAUAAUCAGACAUUAACUUCUCAUGAAAUAACUUGAAAUCAAAUUAGCUGUGUGGUAUCUAGAUAUGACUCUUCCCCAUAUUUUUAUGUAGAAGUCCAAAUAUGCAGUUAAAUUUCAUUUCCAUCACAAGUGUUGCCAUGCGUAUUUUAAUCAGAUAUGAAUGACAUAUACA